Messenger RNA from Fusarium redolens, 1314 nucleotides. RefSeq lists its product as uncharacterized. Gene Ontology annotation, cellular component: transcription regulator complex; PcG protein complex. Gene Ontology annotation, molecular function: DNA-binding transcription factor activity, RNA polymerase II-specific; RNA polymerase II cis-regulatory region sequence-specific DNA binding. The record is from RefSeq and is a predicted model, not a curated record. The transcript is spliced from 5 exons. NCBI's taxonomy places the organism in Eukaryota, Fungi, Ascomycota, Sordariomycetes, Hypocreales, Nectriaceae. Gene Ontology annotation, biological process: regulation of transcription by RNA polymerase II. The coding region runs from base 202 to 1314 and encodes 370 amino acids.
GAUCCAAGACCUUGUCGAGCUGUCAACUUGCCUUUUGCAUCAACAAAACUAGACAUCGAUCCUUCAAUUCCCCACCCACGAGUGUCUGAUAAUCCUAUUUUGCUGUAACAAGUCAAAAUCUUGCCAACUACUAUUCCUAUCUAUCCCUGCAUCAUUAUAAACGCAUUGCCCCGGAGGCACGCCAGAGUCAAAAAGAUUGUCAUGGAACUUAUAGAAUUAGUCGAGGACGAGCCUACUGCCCGUCCCUUUCCGUGCGAUUGGCAAUCGUGCACACAAAGCUUUGAUCGAAAGUCCAAUUUACAGAGACAUUAUCGUUCACAUACUAAUGAAAGACCAUACGCUUGCUCUAUUCCUGGUUGCGGGAAGAGUUUCGUCCAGCAAAGCGCCCUGACUGUUCAUAUUCGAACACACACAGGAGAGAAACCCCAUCAAUGUCAGCAUAUCGGUUGUGGGAAACGCUUUUCGGAUUCGUCCAGUCUUGCGCGGCAUCGACGUAUUCAUACUGGGAAACGUCCUUAUAAAUGUGCCCAUGAUGGCUGCUCGAAGAGCUUUUGUAGAAAAACCACCAUGGUCAAACAUCAACGGAGAUCGCACCAGCAAGGAAUAAAUCCCAACGACAUCGACGACUGCUCUUCAGACUCUGACGACGACGAGUCUCCUUCCACUCCUCAGCACUCCUCGAUGACCUGGUCGCCCCAUGAGAUGGUCUCCAAGAACCAAGGACCGCCAAACGGACAUUUACAUCGUGCCUCCUCCUAUGCCGACUUUGAAUCCCAAUUCAAUGGUCACCACAUGCCGCAGAAUUACGGUAACCGGCAGAGAAUACCCGCCAGUGUUCCUCACGAAUAUGGUGGGACUCCCGCACCUGAGCAACAUGUGCACGUUCAGCUUGUCCAUCGGACAGUAGCCAUGCCACGUCAAGCAUACUAUGUCACCGAGGCAGGGAAUCCAGGUGUUGCUACCAUGACAAGCACCAGACCGCCUCAUUAUCAACUAUCACAACAAGUGGAACGGCCUCCCAUGGAACCUCCAUACACUGCAUCGGGAACUGCAACUUCCAUUCAAAGUAGUCAUUUUUUCCGCUACCCGGUGUUUUCCCAACCUCAGCAUAUUCCCGCAACGACUGGACACUACGCUCCAACAUCAGGACAGCCGCAUCAAGAACAGUGGUCACACUACGACCCACCGAUCGAAGCUACAACCAUCGGGCAGUUACCAGCAUACGGGACUGCAGUGUACGAUAUCUACGGGCCAAAGAUCGAGUUCGAAGAUCCUUAUUUGCAACUGCCCAUCAGCAGACUAGCGAGUAUGUGA